Messenger RNA from Paramacrobiotus metropolitanus, 827 nucleotides. RefSeq names its product 50S ribosomal protein L20-like. The record is from RefSeq and is a predicted model, not a curated record. NCBI's taxonomy places the organism in Eukaryota, Metazoa, Tardigrada, Eutardigrada, Parachela, Macrobiotidae. Gene Ontology annotation, molecular function: structural constituent of ribosome; rRNA binding. Gene Ontology annotation, cellular component: ribosome. Gene Ontology annotation, biological process: translation; ribosomal large subunit assembly. Bases 125 to 610 code for a protein of 161 amino acids. The transcript has 5 exons.
ACAAAAAUUACGAGAACUUUUGAAGGCUUUUAGCCUUACUAAUUUUAAUUCUUUUUCUUAUUGCUCGAACGGUGUUCUGUUUUAGCCCUUUUCCGUAAGACAGCUUUGUAAUCAGAUUUUCACAAUGAAGCUCUCGUCCAUUUUAAGCGCCGUGCGGAACCAGUUUUUGUGGACGCCAAAACAUCCAGCUCCCGAACAGUUCUUCAGGAAGAAACCGCAUUUUCGUUUGGCGGCCUACAUGAAAGGUCGACGUAGGAAUUGUUGGACGCUUAUGAGGACACAGUUGGAAAAACAACUUCUUCUCGCAGCGUGGGGUCGACACAUGACGAGUCGAGAGAAGCGAUAUCUUCGCAUCACAAGGAUGGAAGGAGCUUUGACGCCUUUUGGUCUUCCCUACGAACAGUACAUGGAAAAUCUCGCUAAGAUGAAUAUCUUACUGAACCGGAAAAUCUUGGCCGAUUUUGGCAUUUGGGAGCCGCGGACAUUUCGAUCUUUGACUACGCUGGUCGGCCACAAGUGUGAUUUGGAAAAUAUCACUACUCCCGUUCAAAAAGCCGUGAGGCCAUAUCCAACGGAUUCGGUUUUAGUGCGUAGAUGUCUUGAAUUUUAAUACAGUGGGUUUUAUUUUGUUGUUCCUGUUUGUUUCAUGAAAUUCAAUUUCAUCGUUACUUUAUUAUAAUUAUGCUUUGUGUUCAAAACGGUUGACGACUGUUACUGUACUAGUGUUACGCAGCGCAUCAACUGCAAAGCACGGUAACUAAUUUAAUUGUACAGAUGUUUAAUACAAAUGCCAAAAAAGGAAAACCAGUACUGGAUAGAAAACAAAA